CAGGUAGGCAGUUAAAAUGGACUUAAUUUUACUGGAGAGUAGUGAUUUCUAAACGUCUACAAUAAUGUUAUAUUAUAAAUUGCUUGUGUUUGAGUUUCAAAAUCAAAACUGAACCUGUUGAUCCACUGUGAAUUUCCGGCGUUUCUUCUGGUCAUAUUUUUACAAUGCAGCACAGUAUGAAGAAAAUAUCAUUUGCUAUACUAGCACUUACCUGCCUAAUUGGUGGUGUACUUUCAAAAUCUAAAGAUUACUAUAAAAUACUUGGAGUUGAAAAGAACGCAUCUCAACAAGAUAUCAAGAAAGCGUUUAGAAAACUAGCCAUCAAAUAUCAUCCAGAUAAAAAUAAAGAUCCCGAUGCAGAAAAAAAGUUUGUUGAAAUAGCAAAAGCAUAUGAAGUUCUAUAUGAUCCUGACAAGCGGAGACAGUAUGAUCAGCUUGGAGCCAACAAGUUUGAGAGUUUCAACAGGGGAGGGGGCUACAGUAAACCUGGGGCUCAAGAAUCAAUGUUCAACUACGACGACUUCUUCAAAAACUUCGACGAAACCAUCAGAUUUGGUCGAAGAAGAAGAGAUAAACAGAAAAAGACUGGCGGUCGUAAAUUUGGUUCCAUUUUUGACAGCCUUUGGGAUGACUUUGAUUCGGACGGUAGCAUGCAAGACAUGCUGAAUAAUAUGUUUAAAGAUAUGGGCAGUGGGCCGUCAUUUGAUGGGUUUGGUAGUUUCGCCUCUUCUUCCAAAAAAAAGGGUAAAGGAAUGCAUGGUCAAGCUCACAUGUUUGCUAAACAUCUUCAUGUUCAUGACUCACAUGAAGCCAAAUCCAAAAUAUUAGUCAUGGUGUCAAAGGUGAUGUUGAAGAAAAAAUCUGCUGGUAAAAAAGGAGGAGCUACAAAAGAAAAAACUGUGAAGGAAGAACCAAAACCACCGCCUGAAGAGAAGCCGGUAGAAACUCCCAGGCCACCACCUCCUAAGCCGCCACCCCCACCUAAGCAGCCCGAUCCACCACCAAAGCAGCCAGAUCCACCACCAAAGCAGCCAGAUCCACCACCAAAGCAGCCUGAUCCACCACAGCAGACAGUGCCCCCUAAUCCUGAACCUCCCCAAGAUCCAGUCACCAAAGCAAAAGAAAGCCUUCUGUCUAAGAAAAAGGUUCUGUCUAAAGAUGAAUUCAAGGCUGAGUUUGAAAGAAUUCGAUCAGAAUUUAAAGCUACGCUAGCUAAAAUGAAGGGGCAAUCACCCACUACCACUACAACAACAGUUGAAAAUGACGGUGUUAAGCGCACAACAAUAUCGACCACAAAUGAUUUGCCUAAAACUACUUCCAGUGGUACACAAAAGUCAAGUAACAUACCCAAAAAAGGUACAACUAAUGCAGGGGAAAAUAUAAAACAACCAGAAAAUAAUAGCAAGAAACAAGAGCCUAUAAAUAAGAGGACAAGUAAGGAAAAAGUUAUGAAAAAUAAUGAACCUCCAAAAAAUGCUUCACAAAACAUAAAGGUACAAACAUUGACAAACAAGCAAAGACAUGAAGCUCUGCACAGUUCUACUAUUAACAGUAUUCUUGAGAAACAUAAGAACAGACGAAAAGGUGCAGCAGCAAAUUCAACUGUAAAGGAUAAAAUGGAAACUAAAAAUUUACAUGGACAUACUCAAGGGAAGAAGGGUGCUACUAUAUCUGUAAGGUCUCUUCACAACAGACUAAAACCUAAACCUCGUCCACCGUCAAGUUAUAAACCUCCUCAGACAAGUUCAAAUCGUAAAAGUCGGUCUACGACAGAUCGUGAAUCUAAACCAGCAAGUCCACAAAAAUUCACUAAGGAUUCAAAUGCAAAUGAGAGAAAUAGAGACAGUACAAAUCCACCCAUGAAUCAGAAACUAGGAGGUGUUGACAAUCAACUAGAUACUAUGAAAAUGCAGAAACCAAAAUUAAGAAACCAAAGAACACAUGUAGAAAAAAGGCAAACGCCAGAUCUUAAAGAUGAAAGAAAUAAAAAUCACAGUGAAGGUGAUUCACGUGGGCGCUACCAUGAGGAAAGAGACACUUGUGUCGAAGCAACAACUUAUACCAACGCCAAUGGACAAAUCAUAUUUUGUAAUUCGCCUGUUCUUAACAACAGGUAUCGUAGGAUGUCAGACAAUGUAGAUCCAGAAAAUAUGCAAAGUUUUGGUAAACGUUGGUCUGAUAAUACUUGUGGGGAUGGACUUCUCUCUACUGCAGACUCUUCAACUGAGAAUUUAGGUCAUUAUAAAAGCCAAACAGAUGGGAAAUUAAAAGUAUCUGCAAGAUCCAAUGGCCCGGGUCGGAAUACAAAUGAUGGCUUUAAUCAAAAGAUGGCAGGAAAUACAGCCAAACAAAAUUUUAAUAGAAAAAAUCCGAAAGUUUUCAAUAUUCCGAAAUCAGAUGAAGGAAAUAAACCCGAAUAUAAUAUUAAGCUUGAAAAACUUACGCAAAAUGAAAAAUCAAGGACUGGUUUUGGAAGGAAUUCAUUGAAACAGGAAGCAAGCAGAGAAGAACUUCUAAAUUCUGCGUCGAGAAAAACUCCUCAAGUCUAGAUACCAAUCCCAACAUUUCAUUAUAGUUUUGUUUUUUCCUGAUAUAUUUUUUUGAAUCUAGCUUUAGCAACCGACAAGAUGUAGUGGAUUUUUAUAUAGUCAUUGCACAGUUGAAGACUGAAAUUCCAGAUCUCUAGACAGAAAUCAAAUGGUUGAAACACUGGUCUGGAAACAAAAAACCCCAAUAAAUUCCUGGUCUGACUUUAGAUAGUUUUCAGAACAUUAUGCAGCUAAAAACUAGAAAAUUACAAAAACAGAUAUAACAUUUCUUUGGGCAACAUUUUAAAAGAAAACACAUCUUCAAUAUGCAAGGUAAUCAUUAUGUUUACUCAAACAGCUCUCCCUCCAAUUCAAGUCACCUCCAUUUCAAAAGCACUAAGAUCUAAACAGUUGUGACUGGCUCUGGCGAAACCCGCCAUUUAUCGCAAUUACUAAUUUCCUACAAGCACCCAAAAUGUUCAAGAAUUAAAAUUUUUAACAUUUUCAGGUUUUUUUUUUCAUUAUAUAAGAAAGAUAUUUUGAAGAAAAUUUCUGCAAAAUAUCAGUCACUAAAUUUAACUGA
Anneissia japonica is the source of this 3111-nucleotide messenger RNA. RefSeq names its product TNF receptor-associated factor family protein DDB_G0272098-like. The record is from RefSeq and is a predicted model, not a curated record. Bases 165 to 2549 code for a protein of 794 amino acids. The transcript has 5 exons. Gene Ontology annotation, molecular function: protein-folding chaperone binding; misfolded protein binding. Gene Ontology annotation, cellular component: endoplasmic reticulum. Lineage: Eukaryota; Metazoa; Echinodermata; Crinoidea; Comatulida; Comatulidae.